AUGGCUUUCCCACCACAAUACCGGGAGCCACCUCCCAGCUUGCCGAGUAUCUUGUCCUCCGGCCCUGGGCGUUACAACCUCCACCACGACAUGCAAUUCACAAGUAGUCCUGCAAUUUCUAUACGUGGCAUCGACUCGAAAGACGACGUCCCUCCUCCUUUGCCUCCGCCUCGCCAUCUCCCAUUCUCGGAGGGCGCACCACAAAUGGAAGAAUUGAAACAAGACCUGCGAGACUACGGCCGUUCUGGUUCCUCCAUACAAAGCGGCUACGGCAGCAUGCACUCCAACUCGUAUAUUGACGAGAGACCAAGUUAUAAAAGAAGAGACACGGGAAGCAGCAUCAAUGGCGAUGAGGGCUACGCAAGCUACAAUGCGACUGAAAGGUUUGUAGCUGCCACGAGCCCUACGCAUGACUUGGUCGAAAGAGACGGUUACAAUGGCAACUUUGACACUGACUUCACCACCAGUUCCCGGGACUCUCGACCUGCAGAAUUCUUGCACCGCAGCAAGUUUCACUUUCAGACCGCGGCUGACUGGCAUGGUGACAGCAUGAAGAAGAUGUUGGACCCAAUCCGCACGUUUGACCGGCCACCACGUUCUGUGGCAUCAUCGGCAUUGAGCGAGCAAGUACGACGACAACCUGACCCUCGAGCCCCUACUCUGAGCAUGCCUGUCCAACUCCCCAUUCACACCAGAUCGCCUCUUGAUUCGCCUGGCAGAAUGACGGACACUCCCAUCUUCUCUGCUGGUUCUCCUCGAUCUGCCCCGUUUCGACACUUCCCUGGAGAACACCGUAUCCUCAAGGAUGGACUAGAGUACGAACGCUCACCAAGAGGGCGGUCACGGCGGAACAAUAGCGACGAUGCGUCGUCCACCCAUGGUGGCUAUGAUUUCACUGGCGCAGAGGACAUGGAGAUUGAUGAAGCUUCGUCACCCAAGAGGCUGCACCCGGACGAAGCUUACGCAACCACUGGUCAUAAGCGAAGAGCAGCUAGUCCUCCAGCGGGGGACCACUUGGUUCACGGCACUCCCAGUGAUGUUCGCCGACGAGACCUUGGGUCACGCGGUUCUCCAACACCUCGACUCACUGUCAUGCCACAGACCUCGUCUUUAUCGUCCUUGUCAUCUGCGGCUGUUUCCCGAUCUAACUCGUACAUUUCCACCAUGUCCAUGGCCCCGUCUAGUGCCACAACGACCACCUCAUUUAGCCGUCGGUCCCCCGGUGCUGCCUCGCCAGGAGGCGUCUCACCUACGUCUUGCAACUCGCCUUACACAACUCCUGCUUCAUUGAACCACAGUCCACGAAACUCAAUAUCCGGCCGGGGAAGUACGCAUGGGCGCACUGUCUCUGCCACAAGCCCCAGAAAAUUGGCGGAUAUUCAGAAACCUGCUGGCUCCAAGGUUCAGCGAGUUUUCAUGUGUGAAUGUUGUCCCAAGAAGCCGAAGAAAUUCGAGACUCCCGAAGAGCUCAGUGCUCAUGAAGCCGAGAAGCAGUAUGAGUGUUCAUUCUGCGGCAACCGUUUCAAAAACAAGAAUGAAGCCGAGCGACACCAGAACUCACUUCACGUUCGUCGCCAUUCAUGGUCAUGUUCAGCCCUCUCCUCAUAUGACCGGGCAUUCCACGAUUCGCCAAAUCGGCCAGGAGAAGCAGAUACGUGCGGAUACUGCGGCGAGGAGUUUCCCCGAUCAGGAAGAGGCCCUGGAAAUGGAUCUUUGACAGGAGGCAUAACGCCAAAGAUUGCUACCGAGCAAGACUGGGAUGAACGAAUUCGUCACCUUCAAGAAUCCCACAAGUUCAGAGAAUGCAACUCUUCCAAGAAAUUUUAUCGGGCAGAUCAUUUUCGGCAACACUUGAAGCACAGUCAUGCUGGAACUAGCGGUAAAUGGACAAACAUGCUUGAAAAUGCCUGCAUGAUGGAUGAAGAUCCUACGCCGCGAUGA
This is a messenger RNA of Pochonia chlamydosporia 170, 1941 nucleotides long. RefSeq names its product C2H2 finger domain-containing protein. The transcript has 2 exons. Gene Ontology annotation, cellular component: nucleus. Gene Ontology annotation, molecular function: DNA-binding transcription factor activity, RNA polymerase II-specific; RNA polymerase II transcription regulatory region sequence-specific DNA binding. The record is from RefSeq and is a predicted model, not a curated record. NCBI's taxonomy places the organism in Eukaryota, Fungi, Ascomycota, Sordariomycetes, Hypocreales, Clavicipitaceae. Gene Ontology annotation, biological process: regulation of transcription by RNA polymerase II. Bases 1 to 1941 code for a protein of 646 amino acids.